GCUCGCAUGGCGCUGGAUAAGGGCGCCAGGGCUGUUAUCUUUGACGUCAGCGACGACACCAACGCUGCUGCUGAGUUUCAAGAAACGGACUCCCUUCCUCGUCCAGUUGUGCUGGUGAACGGUGAGAAUGCAGAGAAACUGAUGGGUUUGGUCAACAAGAACGAGGAAGCCAAUGUUGUUAUUGAGAUCAAGGUGGAGCCCAAGUGGCCACAUUAUGACGUGAGCAUCCUGCUCACCAUCGUCCUCGUCAUUCUCACCAUCGUCCUAAUCUUUGCUCUACGCUACAAGUGCAAGCCCAACAGAACCUGGGACUCUGUCCAUCAGCAGACCAUGCGGGCCAUUAGUCGCCUGGAGACCAGAACCUACCGCUCCCAGGGCUGCUCGGGCUCACAGCGCCACCACGGGGCCUGGGGCUCAGCCAGCAGCUCCAACUCCAGCCCCGUCUGUGCCAUCUGUCUGGAGGAGUUCCAGGAGGGGCAGAACCUGAGGAUCAUCUCCUGCGCUCAUGAGUUCCACAGAGAGUGUGUGGACCCCUGGCUGCUGCAGCACCGCACCUGCCCCCUGUGCAUGCACAACAUCAUGGGAAUGGAGCGCCAGUCUCAGAGGAGCAGGCCCCAGCAGAGUUCAGAGCAAAGCCAGAGCUUCCUGCACCCGCAGCCUUACAGCAGCUCGCACAGCCACCCCUUCCCCCAGCACACCAUCCCCUUCUCCAUGAGGCCCCAUUAUCCCCGUGGGCCCUCUGGACCCUAUCCCAGUCUGGGCCACUACAGCGGCUCCUCUCCUGUGGACAGUCAGACGCUGCACUUCCUCCGCAGCAGGCAGCUGGGUGCAGGCUGUGGGUUCCACCUUCCUGUGGAUGUAACAGGGAGGUCCCACAGAAUUGGAGGGAACUGCAGGACUUCCUCCCACCACUACCCGUCCCGCAGGUCCUGCCACAACUACCGCUCUUCUUGUCCAGCCCAGCGGACCUCAUCCGGCUCAAGACCACAGCACAGUGUCUCCGUCCCACCGCAGGGCCGUGGUGCAGCGGCCCACAGCCGGCAGGACGAGGGGAGCUGCUCUGGUGGCAGCUACCACACGGAGCGCAGUGGCUACAUGGCCGAUGGGCCGGCGAGUGACUCCAGCUCAGGACCUUGCCAAAGCUCCUCCAGUGACUCGGUCCUCAACUGUACGGACGUGUCCCUGCAGGGAGUUUACGGCAGCUGGUCCACGUUCCGUAGCUCUCUGAGUAGUGACUAUGAUCCAUUUGGGUACUACGGGGCGGGUCCUGGGCGGUCCCCGCGCAGGAACAGCCUAGAGGCUGCUGCCCAGACUCGACCCAGGUCUCUGGACUCUGUGGUGAACAAAGAAGGCUGCCUUGAAGAACAGCCACAGACUGUUUUCAAUCACAUCCACUACCAUCGCCACAGACACCACCACUACGAGGAGGGGGAGCACAGCCAGGGCCUGACAAGAGGCUCAGAUGAGGAGCAGGGGGCCGGGGCUGCAGGGGCUGCCCCCGCUGCUCACGUCCUAGAUAAAGACUCCCCUGUGUGUCCCCCGAAGCACAGCCCUUGCCACUGUCCCCAGCCAGAACCCACUGACCGGCCCAGCCCUGGAGCAGAGUGUCAGGACCCCACGGGACCUCCUGUUCUCGUGUCCUCAGUCCCCUUACAGCUGCAGUCCCACUGCUGCCACGGACACCCGCCUGCUCCUUUGGGACGAGUGGCAGGCUGUUUGCUCGAAGGCCCCUCUGUCCGCUUCCAUCAGAGCCUGGACCUGCAGGACGACCGCAGCAUCCACAUCCACUACGGGCAGGGUCCGGCCUUCUGCUGCUCUCCUGCGGAGCUGCACCCGGCCCUGCUCCCCGUGCCUCUCAUUCUGGACUCGGCAGGGAUGGAGGAGUGGCCCUGCUGCACCGGGGCCCACGUCGUGUGGCAGAGGCAGGUGCAGCAGGCCCACUCAGAGCCUCAGCUCAUGGGGCCCAGGACAGCAAUGGACAGGCCGCCCUGCAGGUUCCAUCUCCAAGGACCCGCCGCUGACCGCAGCACGGACAUUUGUUUAUACUGCCAGUCAUUACAGCACAGUCAGGGAUCAGAAGAGGAGUCUGGGGUGUGAGGACUUGUUGCAUCCCUGAAUGCUGCGCAGGAGCCAGAACAGAAGCAAAUAUUCCACCAG
Nematolebias whitei (Rio pearlfish) is the source of this 2157-nucleotide messenger RNA. Its product is annotated as E3 ubiquitin-protein ligase RNF43. Gene Ontology annotation, biological process: ubiquitin-dependent protein catabolic process; Wnt receptor catabolic process. The record is from RefSeq and is a predicted model, not a curated record. Gene Ontology annotation, molecular function: frizzled binding; ubiquitin protein ligase activity. The transcript has 7 exons. Lineage: Eukaryota; Metazoa; Chordata; Actinopteri; Cyprinodontiformes; Rivulidae. The coding region runs from base 7 to 2097 and encodes 696 amino acids.